AAUCGAAAGUGAGGUAACCUUACCGGCCCCGAAACGCUCGCCCCCACAUGCCACCACGGCCCGCACUGCACGCGCCUCCUCCCUCCUCCCCCUCCUAACCCUAGAAUCUUCCAGAAUCAGCGGGAAGCAGGGAGGGCGAGGCGCGCGCCGCGCUUCCGGAAGCUUCUAGAAGCUCUAGGGGGGAAGGAGCCGAGAUGGGGACGUCGGAUCUGGACCGGCAGAUCGAGCAGCUCAAGCGGUGCGAGCCGCUGGCGGAGGCGGAGGUCAAGGCGCUCUGCCUCAAGGCCAUGGAGAUCCUCGUCGAGGAGAGCAACGUCCAGCGCGUCGACGCCCCCGUCACGAUAUGUGGAGACAUUCAUGGACAGUUCUACGACAUGAAAGAACUUUUCAAAGUUGGAGGUGACUGCCCAAAGACAAACUACCUGUUCCUUGGGGAUUUUGUCGACCGAGGAUUUUAUUCUGUUGAAACAUUUUUGCUUCUUUUGGCCUUAAAGGUUAGGUACCCAGAUCGUAUAACUUUAAUACGAGGAAAUCAUGAGAGCAGGCAGAUCACACAAGUUUAUGGCUUCUAUGAUGAGUGUCUUCGUAAAUAUGGCUCGGUGAAUGUCUGGAGAUAUUGCACAGAAAUAUUUGACUAUUUAAGUUUGUCUGCACUUAUUGAGAACAAAAUCUUCAGUGUCCAUGGAGGCCUUUCCCCUGCUAUUACGACACUGGAUCAGAUCAGAGUAAUAGAUCGCAAGCAAGAAGUGCCUCAUGAUGGUGCCAUGUGUGACCUUCUUUGGUCUGAUCCAGAGGAUGCUGUAGACGGCUGGGGAUUAAGUCCUCGAGGUGCAGGGUUCCUCUUUGGUGGAAACGUUGUCUCUUCAUUUAACCACUCAAACAACAUAGAUUAUAUUUGCCGUGCUCAUCAACUAGUCAUGGAAGGAUUCAAGUGGAUGUUCAAUAACAAGAUUGUUACUGUAUGGUCUGCUCCUAACUAUUGCUACAGGUGUGGCAAUGUUGCUGCAAUCCUAGAGCUUGAUGAGAACUUGAAUAAGCAGUUCCGUGUAUUUGAAGCUGCUCCACAUGUUCGUGCUCAUGACUUGAAUCAAGAGGUGUUCCUGCCAAGAGGCCUGCCCCAGAUUACUUUCUUUGAGACUGCACACAUGGCAUGUGACACGCUGUCUUUUCAUGCCCUUGAGCACCAGCGGGCCGAUAGGGGGUAUUGAAGGCGUGCCAUGUUGGCAGAUGGGCGCGUGCUUUGCAAGAGAUUAGCCAGGAGGUGCUUUCGGGAUGUAUAAAUCGAUUGUUCUGUGUCCGUCCAGGUCUAUUGUUUGUAACAAAGUUGAUGUCGGUAUCCACUUCUCCCCAAAAUAGCUCCAAUUUGAGCUUUGAGAAAAUGCCUCCGAGAAGGGAGUGGUGUAGAUGAAGCCACUCUGGGCCCAUGAUGUAAAAUUUUGAUGCCAGUCCCUUCCUCCCCUGGGAAUCCGUACAUUUUCUAGAAUGUAGAAUGGUAUGCAAAUGUGUGCCUUGAGUUUACCUUUUAGUUGCAUUGCAGGCAGCUGUAGGAAAUCUUGUAGUUUUGAUGUUUUGCAUGGAAGUAUUCUGAGGAAGCACA
Aegilops tauschii subsp. strangulata is the source of this 1597-nucleotide messenger RNA. Its product is annotated as serine/threonine-protein phosphatase PP-X isozyme 2. The record is from RefSeq and is a predicted model, not a curated record. Lineage: Eukaryota; Viridiplantae; Streptophyta; Magnoliopsida; Poales; Poaceae. Gene Ontology annotation, molecular function: protein serine/threonine phosphatase activity.